Pecten maximus is the source of this 1302-nucleotide messenger RNA. RefSeq names its product proteasome subunit alpha type-6. The transcript is spliced from 7 exons. Gene Ontology annotation, biological process: ubiquitin-dependent protein catabolic process. Gene Ontology annotation, cellular component: cytosol; proteasome core complex, alpha-subunit complex; nucleus. The coding region runs from base 59 to 799 and encodes 246 amino acids. The record is from RefSeq and is a predicted model, not a curated record. NCBI's taxonomy places the organism in Eukaryota, Metazoa, Mollusca, Bivalvia, Pectinida, Pectinidae.
UAGUUUUAACAAAAUUUAGCAAACUCACACCGGUCCAACAACAAACAGCACUAAGAAGAUGUCGCGGGGCAGUAGUGCCGGAUUUGACAGACACAUAACUAUAUUUUCUCCGGAAGGACGACUUUACCAAGUUGAAUAUGCAUUUAAAGCCAUCAACCAAGGUGGGCUCACAUCCGUAGCAGUGCGAGGUAAAGACAGUGCGGUUGUUGUUACACAGAAAAAAGUACCUGACAAGCUGCUUGAUGCUGACUCCGUCACUCAUUUGUUCCAACUGACAGAAAAUAUAGGAUGUGUGAUGACAGGAAUGGUUGCUGACAGCCGCUCACAGGUACAGAGAGCCAGGUAUGAGGCAGCAAAAUGGAAAUAUAACUAUGGUUAUGAAAUCCCUGUGGACAUGCUAUGUAAACGUAUAGGGGACAUCUCACAAGUCUACACACAAAGUGCUGAAAUGAGGCCAUUAGGAUGCAGUAUGAUUUUAUUGGGCUAUGAUGACGAGAAUGGACCACAGAUAUACAAAACUGACCCAGCUGGUUACUUCUGUGGGUACAAGGCCACAUCAGCUGGAGUUAAACAACUAGAAGCCAACAGCUUUCUGGAAAAAAAAGUCAAGAAGAAGCAGGAGUUUACAUUUAAUGAAGCAGUAGAAAUUGCAAUAACCUGCCUAUCAACUGUUUUAUCAGCUGACUUCAAGUCCUCAGAAGUUGAAGUAGGGGUUGUAACAACAGAACAUCCAAAAUUCAGGGCUUUGACAGAGGAAGAAAUAGAUGCACAUCUAGUAGCCAUAGCUGAGAAAGAUUAACAUACAUUCUACACCAGCAUCAUUUGCAUCCUAAUAGUUUUUCAUCAUGUGGAACCACUUCUCUUCAGUGAUGCCAGACAGAGAGAAAAAUCUCUUUUACGGUGUGACAUCUGUCAUUCUAUACAUCAUUUCCUGAGGUGGACAGUUUCUGACAUCAUAGUAGUGCUCCCACAAAGACAAUUGACAAAAGUGCUAUACAGUUAAUGUUCAGCUAAAAUUUAACUUUCAGUAAAAUAAUACACAAGUUUGGUACAUAUCUAUGGAAAGUUAAAUGAAUAUUUAUUGAAAUAUCAUUAAUUAAGUUCUAUGUUUCCUAAGGUACACUACAAAUAUUUCUCAAAACUUGUGUAAGAUGGUAGGUCCUAGAGAAUUCUCUGAUGGAUCAUAUAAACAGAAUUUGUAAUUUACAUGCUGUAUCAUAACUAGCUGUACAUCGUUUUCAUUUAAUGAAUGAACAGACUGUUUCUGUGGUUGAAUGAUAAAAUUAAAUGUGUCAAUUUGUA